UUUUAAAAUUUAGUCCGCCGAAGGUUCUCGAGGAUUUCCGAGAGCCAACGGGGUGAACCGAGUUUGAACGAGUGGAAAGGGGUAUCCUGAAAUCAGUGGCACGCCGGUCGCUGAAUGGAGCGGGUGUGGAAACGCGUACAAAGCGCUGGACGUCGCGGAACAGCCGGACGUUGUGGCUGUUCCACGCAGCCAUGCCAAUUGCACGUGGAUUCGCGAUUAAAGCGUAGUGAUAACUCCCGGGGUAAAACUCAUGGCCCUCAGACGAUUGUUUGCUCUUGUCAAGUCCAACCUUGUCCUGUUCAUCCUGUGCUGAUCAGGGUACGACGAACGCGGCCUCGGAACAGCUGCGACUGUCCGCCGGAGUCCCAGCCGUGUCUCCACGUUAAUCGACCUUCCUCGCGUAGAGUCAGAAGAUGUGACUGUACUGAACGUCCAUGUCGUCACAGCUCUGCUUCAGGAGUAUUACGACGUCGUCCUCAGGGUUCUUUUUCAUUUCCAUCAGCUCCUAUGCCUCCUAGAAUUCAGAAUUCCACAAAUAUUGACGUAUCCUGCAAAUGUCCUGAGGGAUCGAAUUGUCAGCACUUAGCCGAAAAAGCAGGGUGUGAGUGCGAGGCAACACCGUGUGCUCAUACUAUUAAAUCGAGACGUUCGCGACGCACGUGCGAGUGUACAAAUCAACCGUGUAGUCAUUCAAAGUCUGCGGAAGGACGUAUAAAGCGUGUCAAGUGUCGAGUGAGACGAGCUGGAUAUGCCGUGGCUAGACGUACUGCUGAAUUUGCUAUGCUUGGAUUGCACUGGGAGUUGGCAACAGAAUGUGCACCCUGUGGCUCCGGUGUAUUUACUAGGAGACUGUGUCGUCGUCAGCAGAGUGAUAACGAGUUGUAUCGAAGUAAUAGCUUCAAGUUCGAGAGAUUUGAAAGGAAUAAAGAAGAGUCCUCAACUCCUAUUAAAAAACAGGUUUCACUUUGCGAUGAUUAUAGUCUUCCAGUCGAUUUUGUGAAUAAACAUCACUCUGGAAGUUCCGCAGCUGUAGCAACUACUGUACAAUGGGCUUUACCAAGUCCCAGUGUUGAAAACGCGGAAAUAGAAGUAAUUGAACAGUACAGCGAUCCACGGGACAGCAAAAGCCGAGCUUACGUCGAACCAGGGGCUGAAGUAUCCCUACCAGUUACAUACAGCAAAAUAAAUCGUGACUAUUGCCGACCCUACACAGAUCCUUCAGCAUCAGAUUCUUCUACGAACGAAAACUUCACUGAACGACCUCACCGUCGCAAAUCCAAAAGCCAUUCCCGAGCAUCAACAAUAGGCAAAGAAUCGUUUUCAAACCGUGAAAAGAGUGAAACCAAUGAUGGUGUAACAGUCGAUUGUGUUGCGUUAGUUCACGUCCCCGAUCAUUCUCCCACUGACUCUAACCAACCAGUUCGUCAUCCUUCGCCUUACUACUACGGGGACCUUUUUAAGACUCUCGACCAACAGUCAAAGUCCCAGCUAAAUCAAUACCGAAAGAGCGUAAGUCUCGACGUACCGGGUGAAAAAUCGCGAACCCCAGCACUUCCCAAAAGAAACUCCGUGGCCGGUGACGGCGGAUCCUCUAGUCUUUCAUCUAAUCUUCAACAGCAGCAACCACAACCCCAACAACAACCGAGUCAAGAUUUGGUAAGUUCCGCCGAAAGUGAGCAUGCACUUCAAUCCAAAAGCAACGAGAUACUCUCAUCGUGCAUCAUCACAGAGUGGGACCAUACCUUGAUGCCUCCACAUCGUCUUCUAAGCCACGAUUUACCAACAACAGUGUGUUUGUGCGUUGCUUCUCCUGACGAGGAUGAGUUAGAGACGCCGGUAAAAAUUGCGCGACAUCAGGUGCGCAAGCUAAGACGAACACGUCGAAUAGAACCUCAACAGCCGGUGCUGGUUGAGAACGAGUACGACGGUGAGACUGAAAAACCUGGAGACGAGGCUGACGGCGAAGAAGAAGCUGCUGAUGUUGAAGAAGUUGAAGACGAAGAGAUGGCUAGACAACGGCAUUUAUACGAAACAGCCUUCGACUGCAAGGUCAAUCGUUCCGAUGACGACCUGGAUGAUGUUGACAGAGUCACCAAUCAUCCGGUGCUGCACUCCCAGAUGAGAACAAGCUUAAUCACUGUUCAAUCUAGAGCUAGUUCUUCUACAGAAGCCUCCAAGCUAAACCAAAAUGUCCAUUACGUAACCGUGCCACAGCAGCUUGCUAGCAAAGAACAUCGGCGCAAAGUAGUUCUCCUACGACCUAAGCCAAUACCUAACAGGCUGCAUAAUCCACCAGACAAUAUGUCGAGUUUAUCUCAAGACAUCGAAUCCCUCCAAAUAAACUCCGGAGACGAAAAAAGUUCUUCUCCGAGGAAUCCUGCCCGCGAGUACACUCCAUCGCCUCCAUCCACUGCACCCUUGCCUGUUAAGUUUCGUGGUAAUAAAGACCACCUUCUGUUGAAUAUACGUAGUGCUCCGAACCUUCCCUCACAGCCGGAUCACCCGAGGUUGAAAGAUAUAAGACUGCCGGUCAAGUCAUUAAGGGCCAAAGAAUCUCCGCAGAGCAGCGAAGGCUGUAUUAUCGAGAUUAAAAGUCGACCUAAGAGUUUAAUUCAGGAUAACAACGAGUCUAAUAGUUGUAGGACAGACAAAGAACUUAUUUUGGAAUUCAAAGGCAGGCCGAAGGAAGAAAGACAACGGCCCAGGAGCUUGAUUAGAGAGAGCAGACCUAUCAUGGAGUUUAAGGGUCGGCCACAUGAAGCUGAAGGUGAUUUGCCAAGGCCCAAAAGAGAGUUGGGACUCAUUGAAUUCAAGUUGCGCCAGGCUAGGCGCAGAAUUGGGUACUCUAGCACUGAAAGUAUGGCGACUAGUAGCAGUGGAGGCAGUAUGGAGUCUUUGAGAAGCAGCACCAGUGAAGGCAACAGGUCAACGAGCAGCUCAGAAAGCAGACACAGUACUAGCUUGAGUUCUCACAGCUCUGAUAGUGGCAGCACUAAUUGUUUUCACCAUCAUCACCAUAAUCAUCAACAGCCGGUAUCGGGUUUCCUUACUUACCAUGCGCCCAAGCUUCAUAUUUUGUCUCCGAUUUCUGACAAAUCGUCUCAAGAACCAGUGUCUGAAACCUCGGACAACAACCGGAAUAAUAAUUCUCAAAAAGCUUCGCCUGAAGAAGCUACGACAGAAAAUGUUCUUGUUAAUACCAAUACUAAUACCAACACGAUUACUAAUACGAAUGCGAUUACCAACACUUUGAAUGUAGUCUCUCCAACAGAUACGUCAUUCAAAAAACGACGUGCUCCGCAGAAUAAGAAUUUGAUAAAUUUAGCGAUGCAAUCGUCGUCUUCUGGUGACGCUGAAAUUCAAGGAUCGGAUAGCGGAAUAUCGAUAGAGUCUCGAGCGGGAAUAAAAUGCAAACCCUUUGGAUUUCAUGUCAUCAAGUCACAAAUGGAUAAUAUUAAUUUGGUUGAUAAUGAACCGGACUUAUCGGAUUUGCCGUUUGACAUGCCAAAACUACGCAGGCGGCGGCUUCUUAUGCAACAAGAUGCGACGACAUCUGGCAGCGCGACUAGUGUUGACCUUAGGGAUCUUCCAUUUGAUAUGCCAAAACUUAGAAGGAGGCUGAGAUGCACACAAAGUACUGAAUCCAGUGGUUCUCAAGCUUCUUCCAGUCUUUCUGUGCGGGACGUUGAUUCACUCACUGUUAUAGGCGGCGGCGCGGCGCGUCCAAAGAUGACGCUUAACUUGGACGCAAAUGGUGGCACUGGAGGAGGAAAUGGAGGUCUUCAGUUGGUCAAAAAACCCGGAGGAUUGAGCCUUGGACUCCCACUUGAAUUAACUACCAGCAGAGCAUCCGCUGACCUUGUAGACGUUGAAUUACCGCUUGAAAGACAAGGAUGGUAUCAUGGAUCAAUAACGAGAGUAGAAGCUGAAGCUGUUCUUCGACUUCUCAGAGAAGGAAGUUACCUCGUUAGAAACAGCGAGUCUACCAAGCAAGACUAUUCGUUGUCAUUGAAAAGCGCUCGUGGUUUCAUGCACAUGCGAAUCCAGAAGAACGAAGAUGUAAAUGGUUACAUUCUGGGGCAGUUCAGCAAGCCGUUUGAUAGCAUACCUGAAAUGGUUCGUCACUUCAGCGUCAAUCGUCUUCCCAUUCGAGGCGCUGAACAUAUGUGUCUUUUACAUCCAGUCAUAGCCCAACUUUUGUAGCGCUUCUAUCGAAGCGCCCUCUAAGGCGCUGUACUUUUUUCACCGACAAGGCGAUGUAUUGAAUGAGUCUAAGUUAUUAAUUUGCGAAGGAUUCUUUGUCGAUACUUCAUAAGAAAAUAAGUCGAGACCGGACUUAAAGUUUUUUAAUAAGAGCUUAUUAUUGAAAAUAUUCUUUCGAGAGAAAGAUUACGGUUAAUAUAACCUGUCAGCACUCUCGUAAAUAGUUUGUUCACACUUUUUUAAACCAUUAGUACUUUAAGGACGUUCGAGCGAAUCUAAUGUGAAAAAUAAUUUCCAACAGAGCUUUGAAAUUAAGUAUACGUAUAAAUAAAUACAUCAUUUAUCUAAUCCAAAAAUUUUUAAAAGAUUCAUCGUUUAGUUACUUAGAUAUUAAAUUUCAAAAACCACAUUUUUAUCUCCUUAUAUACGAGUUCUUAUAGCUGACAAACUUUAGUCGAGAUUUUAAUUAUUUUUUUCAAUAUUUACCUUCCAACUUUAACGAAUGAAAAACUAUGCACAAGAAACUUGGAUUAUUGUAAAAUAUAAAAAAAAAAAAAUUUAAUAAUACAUUAUCGAUAUAAUUUUUGAAAUA
Cotesia glomerata is the source of this 4795-nucleotide messenger RNA. RefSeq lists its product as uncharacterized. The record is from RefSeq and is a predicted model, not a curated record. Gene Ontology annotation, molecular function: phosphotyrosine residue binding. Bases 115 to 4203 code for a protein of 1362 amino acids. The transcript is spliced from 8 exons. Lineage: Eukaryota; Metazoa; Arthropoda; Insecta; Hymenoptera; Braconidae.